AUGGCAGUAAGUUACGUGGUGUCUGCGAAGAAGUCAACAUGCAUUGUGCAGGGAGCAGUUGGAAACUUCACAGGUGAAAAUGGAUGAAAAAAAUAAGCUAGAACUUCAAAUUGCUUUAGACGGAGAAGACCUGAACCUUAUAAUGGGUCUUGUGAACAGGCUCGAUAUUUAUUUAGUUACAAAUGAAGGUCUUCGCAUAAUCGCAGAAGUCCCGAUUUUUGGGAAAAUUGUUUGCAUGAAAAUUUUCCGGCCAAAAGGAGAGGUCAGUUCGCCCGAAGGACGAGAGGAAAUUCGGUUUCGACCUUUUUUUCAAAUUUUUUUUUUUCAGAAAUCGGAUAGCAUUGUGAUUUUAACUGAAAAACACCACGUGGCUAUAAUUGGCUGGGACGCUGAGAAGAAGUGUGUGGUUACGAGAGCUGCAGGCAACGUGGCGGACAGGGUCGGCCGAGUGAGCGACCACGGCACAGUCCUCACCAUCCAUUCUUCCGGAGUAAUAUUGCAGUUUUUUGCUUUGGUAAUAAGAUUUCAGCUGAUUGGAAUUCGUAUCUACGAUGGCACUUUCAAAAUCAUACAGUGGUUGGUCGGCAGCACCGAUCUCAAGUGCUACAACGUUCGUUUUGAAGAUUUGCACGCUGUUGACAUCGCAUUUCUUGAUUCUGCUGGUUUGCUUUGAUUAUUCCAGGGUUGUUCCAGUCUCUUUUUUUCGUUUCAGUCGACAUUUUUCACAUUUCCUACAUCGUAAACGACGCUAAUGGGAGACACUUGAAAAUCGUCGAGUUGAAUAUGAUUGAUAAGGAGUUGAAGCCAUUUUCUAAACAGGUGAUUUUUUUCUUCUUUUAUUUAUCGAAGUUUAUUUUUCAGGAGAACAUUGAGAAUGAGGCAUCAACUUUGAUUCCGGUGCCGUCACCUUGCGGAGGAGUUAUAGUCAUUGGCCAAGAAUCUAUUUUGUACAAAGCGUGAGUCUUCGCAACAGAAAGUAGCUGAUUUUUGGCUUCAGAGACGACAAGACGAACCCGGCCGUCGUGCCAAUGUCUUCGCCGCUGCUCAACCAGACUACCUUCACCUGUUUCUGUCAACUCGACAAGAGCGGAGAGAGGUUUUUUUUCGUUUUCGGUUGAAUUUUGUUCUUCUUUUCUAGAUUUCUUCUGGCCGACGACCAUGGCCGUUUGUUGAUGCUUUUACUGGAAAUCGUGGAAAAGAUGGACGGAGGAGCUUCCGUCUGCGGGAUGAGAGUAUGUAUUUAUUUUUAUCGCCGAUAAUAUUAAAUACUUCGUGUCUUUUCUCAUGAAGUUAGACAUUGAUCAGAUCAAUCAUUUGGUAUUCACCAGCGUCUUUUUCCUUGAAAGAGCUCACCUAAGCAAGUCAAGCGCAAGUGAGAAAGUGAAAAACAUCAGGAGAUAUUACUGAAUUUAAUUUAUGAAAACUCGAUAGGAGGGUUCGGCCGCCUAAAAAAAGAUCUGCCCCAUGUAUGGGAAAGAUUUAUUUCUUUUAAUACGUUUUCGUUUUCAGCUGGAGUUCCUGGGCGAAACUUCGAUAGCAGAGUGCAUAACAUACCUGGAUAACGGAGUCGUUUUCAUAGGCUCCCGAAUGGGCGACUCUCAGCUCAUCCGUCUCGAGACAACUCCAAUCUCUUCCGACGGCACUUUCGUUAAGGUUUCAUUUCAACUUUUUUAUUUUCUAUCAGGAAAAAACCUUGAAAGGUUAAUCUCAGAUUCUGGAGACUUUUCCGAACAUUGGGCCUAUCAGGGACAUGGUUUCCGUGGACUGCGACGGCCAAGCUCAGCUGGUCACCUGUUCUGGUGCUUUCAAAGUCCGUUCGCGAUGGAUUCUAAUGCAUUUUCUGGAAACCCAAAAUUUUCAGGAAGGAUCGCUGAGAGUCAUUCGAAACGGAAUCGGGAUCCAAGAAAAGGCCGAUGUCGAUCUUCCCGACGUCGUGGUUUGCUCAGAGACAGGGAAUUUUCUGAAAACACUUUUUCAGGGGAUGUACCCCCUUCGAUUCAACUCGGCCUUCGACAAUCAUUUGCUUGUUUCGAACAAAACGGAAAGUCAUCUCUUGAGAUUGGACGGCGAAGAAAUCGAAGACGUCGAUCUGCCCGGUCCUCUUUUCUUUCAAAUCCUCAAUCUCUUCGGUUUUCCAGGCUUUGACUUCAAGAAAAGGACGGUUCAUGGCGGAGGGCUCUUCAGCCCGGAAGCUGCCGUUUUGCUCCAAGUUUUUUGGGUUUUCUGUUUUGUUUUAACAUAAGAGGUUCAGGUCACUCAAAGUGAGGUUCUUCUGAUGCGUCAAGGGAGCGAAACGAAGAAAUGGACGGCUCCUGGCGACUCGCCUUACAUCAGCAAAGCGGUCGCAAAUAAUCGUUUUGGACAGGUAAUCCGACUUUCUUUUCGGAUUACAAUUAAAAGUUCUUUUGUAGUUCUUUGAUUUCUGUUUGAAUACAAUUUCAUCUUUUUUGUCUUUGAAAUGUUAAUAACUUUGGAGAUUGAGACUCCAUCCCUAUUGGAAUGGUAGAUGUGAAGUAACGAUGAGUUGAUUGGUAUCAAUUUUUUUAUUAUUUUUUUCCGGUGAGCUUUUCUCAGGGAAGAUUCACUUUCACUUCAUCUUUCGAACUUGAACAUGCGGUAGUUAGUUACUGAACCGUCGAUACUGAAGAUUCUUGAUGUCUAAGAAAGAAAAAAACUCGUCCUCGUUGACAAAUCCAAUUGAAUUUUUCCAGGUGGUCGUCUGCGACCGAGCCUCUCUUUAUUACUUGAAAUGCUCCUACGAAGAGGCGAGUGGAGAAUUGUCCAUCGACCUCAUCAAACAGAUAAACAUGCCCAACGAAAUCGCUUGUAUCGAUAUCAGCAACAGAAGUAGGGUUUCAAUGGAAUUUCUUCUGGAAUCGUUUUAGUUAAGAAGACGACUCGAAUUCGGAAGCCGAGUUCAUUUUUGUUGGUCUCUGGAUUUCGAUCUCUGUCGUUGGACUUUCAUUGCCCGACCUCAGUCAGGUGAGAUCAGACAGCCCACUUAAUCUACUACCUCCCUCGGAAAAGGGCUGAAUUUGUUCGAGUUCUUCUCCAUCUACUCUCCCUAUUGAGGUGCAAAGAAAACUAUGAGCUUUAAAAUGUGUUUCGAAAAAGUUUCCAUCGACGCUGAGAUAUUUUCAGUUCAUGGAGGUGGACCUUCCUUCGAAGAUUCUGCCUCGGUCUCUAAUAGCUACAAACAUUGAAGGAGUCUUCUACUUACUCGUCGCAAUGGGAGAUGGAAUUUUGCUAUAUUACAGGAUUGAUCCAACGACCGGUAUGUUCCUAGUCCGCGGGGAAAAUCUGAGAAUUUUUUUGAAGAAUGAUAAAAAUUACGCAUUUUUUCGAAGAUAUUUCAGUGGUAUCACAAGCAAAUAGCAAAGAAACGAAAAACGAAUUCUGUUUUAUAAGAGACCAUUUUCAAAGAUCGAAAAGGAUGUGAAAAUAAUUUGUGGCAUUGCCGCUGAGCAAACCAAACCUAUAACCUGGUCCGAAGAGUAUUCACUUCCCUUGACUCGCCUGUCGACUGCAGGAACCUUGGGAGAAGUGAAAAAAGCGAGCAUCGGAAUGAGACCCCCGCAUCUGCAACGCGUCUCUUCCGGCGGCAAAAACCACAUUUUCGUGUGCUCCGACAGGCCGAUGAUCAUCUUCUCGUCCAAUCAGAAGCUCAUACUCUCGAACGUGAACGUGAAGGUUGUCCACGCGGUCUGCUCGAUUCAGUCAUCGUUUUACAAGUGAGAACUUUGAACAGUUUGUUCAUCUCCAUCACGUCAAGAUCGGCUCCAAUUCUGGGAUCGUUUUAGAGAUUGUCUCAUUUAUUCGGACGGCAAAUCGAUGUUGAUCGGAAUGGUUGAUGAUAUCCAGAAGAUUCAUAUCAGGUUUAAUUCCAAACUUUUUUCUCUAUUUCUCUGUAAGAAAACUUUUCACGGUGGAAGCUAGAGCAGAGUUUUUUUUUAGUUUUUUUUUUACAAUGUAUUAUCUGUUUUUGGUGCAUUUUUUACUAAUAGCUUUUGUAGGUGAACAUUUGCAACACAUGAAGACUUUUGUAGUUGCCAAAGAUUUGAUAACAAGAUUAUAUGAACGUUGAUAUUAUUUUUCGAGUUCGAAAUUUCUUACGAAUUCCAAGAUUUUUUUCAACGGAGAAAAACAAAAAAAUAAAUGGAUGUUGAAAUUUUGCGCUUAAUCAAAAAGCUUUAUUAAGUACUAUUCUUUUUAAGAAAAAGGUAACCGAGCUUAAUAAGAAAAAAGAAACCGUAUCAAUUUUAACAUUUCUCUAAAUUCUCGAUCCUUUUAACUGUUUGGCAUGAAUCUUCUAGAACCAUUCCACUCAACGAAUCUCCUCGACGGAUCGCCUACCAGAAGAGCUCGGGAACCUAUGCGAUCCUCAGCUCCCGCGAAGAGGUUUCUCAGCUUCUUACAUGAGUCAAGCCUUCUUCUUCUGCUUCCAGGGUCCAUUUGCGAGCCAACGGCUUCCGGCAUCUCGAUCUGCACUAGAAACUUCUUUCAGCAAAGCAAAAUGUAUAAUUUGAUCGAAGCAGAUCCAGGAGAUUCCCGUGUUUGAUGAAACGUUUCAGCUCAUCGAACCGACACGGGAAUGGACGCGAAUCAACAGUCGCAGGACGUUCACAGUGUCCUCAUCCUCGACCAAAAUAACUUCCAAGUUCUUCAUUGCCACGAACUCGGUCAGAACGAACACCCUCUCAGGUAACGCUCUAAUUUCUUUGAAAGAAAGUUCCUAGCUGCAAUAUAACUCUUAUCAUACAUCCGCAGUUGAAGAUUUUAGCUUUCUGUCGUCGUAACGGCAAAUUUUCUGAGUAGAACAGGAAUUAUAUAUUUUCUGGUUGUAUUAAACUAAGAAAGCAGUAAGUACUCAAUAUCCAGCGAAAAACACAUAUUUGAGCCUUUGGCCGGGUUUAGUUCUUGUUUUGGAAAACACGCCAGAGAGAUGAAAGUCCUAGCCAGCCUCGGACUAGCCUCUUGAACCUUAGUUUCCGAGCUACGAGUUCUUUUUGAACUGCAAACAAAUGAACGGAUGGAAACAGUUUAUUCGUCUUGCUCUUCAGCAUCGUUUCUUCGACGCUCGGAGACGAUCCCACUACCUACUACGUUGUCGGAAUCGCCCUUGUCUAUGCCGACGAAAACGAGGCCAAAACGGUUAUUCACAGCGACGAAAACGGUCAUAGGCUCUUUUUCAGGGACGUAUCAUAGUUUUCGAAGUUGACCUGGAGGACCGGACAAAACUGCGGAAAGUUCACGAAAGAGACGUCAAAGGAGCACCUUAUUCUAUGGACGUCAUGAACGGGAAGCUCGUUGCAGGCAUAAACAGGUCGUUCUGAGAAGUUCUCUCCUAUUCACUGGUUCGAAUUCCAGCUCUGUCCGUCUUUUCGAGUGGAGUUUUGACAAGGAACUCAAGCUGGAAUGCUCUCAUUUCAACAAUAUCAGCGCUCUUUACGUGAAAACAAAGGCAAGGAAGCGGAUUUUGCUCCAUCCAGAACCUGCAAUUUUUCAGGGAGAUCAAAUCCUCGUCGGAGAUUUGAUGCGAUCCAUUCAGCUGCUCAAUUACAAAAGUAGAGAAGGAACUUUUGAAGAACUAGCCAAGUAUUUCUUCGACACCGUUUUCGAGUGCAUUUUUCUCUUGAGGGAUUGGCGCGCGAUGUGGAUGAUGGGCGUCGAGUUCAUAACUGCUGAUCACGUCAUCGGAGCCGAGUCUUCGGGAAAUCUGUUCACCUGCGAACUCGACAAAACGAAGCCCGAGAGCGACGGCGGCCGAUACAAGCUCGUCGUGAGUUUCUUCUAUUUAAAAAUGUCGCGAAGAGGUCAACAGAUGAUUCCGUAUAACUGAUUCCAAAGAAGACGUUUUUCAAAUAAAAAUCAAUACUUCUUAUCUGGAUUAGCAACUCGAAAUCGAACUUACCUAAUUAAAACAAUAUUUUGCUGACCAGAGAUUACAUUCUGACUUUAUCUAUCACAUCAAAACUUUUCCUCACAUUUUAUUGACAAUAUUUAAUUUUUCUUCGUUUUUCUCGUUUAUUUUGCUCUUUUCGAAUGAAUUUAGGACGCCUACAUUCACUUUUUGAAAAGAGAUUAUUUUUCAAUUGACGAAGGAAAUUUAUGACGAUGGGUCGCUCCAUCAUUUUUUGUUCAUAAUUUUCCGCCUCAUAAAAAAUUCAUAUUCAUCUUUCAAUUGACACCUAUGCCUAGUAAGAUAUAUAUACGGAUCGGUUGAUUAGCUCUAUUUAUUUUAAUUUAUCAAACAAAUGAAUGAAUCGGUGUUUUUUAGCCGAACGGCUUCUACUACCUGGGAGAGGGCCUGAACGUUUUCCGACGCGGGAGUCUCGUUCCGAUGCCUUCGGAUGCGCUGCUCGAGUACGACAAUUCGCUGCUAUUCGGGACCAGCGAGGGCACUGUUGGCAUAAUUGUUCAGUUCCCUGCCAAAUACAAAGAGUUUUUCAACAUUCUAAUCAGCGAAGAGAAGAGCUUGGCUUAAGAUUUUUGGAGGCGGUUCAAAACGCCAUCGCCGAGGUCCAGAACAAUUGCAUGCGGAUAGAACAUUCCGUCUAUCGUCAGUUCGCCGUCAACAAGUGGAACGAGCCUGUAUCUUUUAUUUCUUUUCCAUUUCCAUCCUCGCUCCGCCACUAUUUUCUCAAACGGAAGACCUUCAGGCGAGCGGAUUCAUUGACGGCGACUUGAUCGAAUCUCUGCUCGAUAUGCGGAAGGAAAAGGCUCUGGAAGUUUGUAAAAAGCUCGUCGGCAAGUACGAAGGUAAUUUUUUUUUUUCUUCAAACCCUUUUACUUUUCUCGCAGACAAUUAAAGCUGAAAAAGAAACAGUUCAAAAUAAUAUCCCAUUUUUUUUGUUCGAAGUCUAAGACUUUAUUUAAAACGAUGAGGAAACUUUGAUAGUAGUUUAUUCACUGCCGUUAUUUAACAGAAAAACAAUAUUUUAAACAAUAAUUUGAUUUUGUUCAACUUUUUUUGUCAUCCUUUUCGUAUGGAAAGUAUUAUUGUCCUUUUCAAAUCAAAUCAAAUCAAAAUUUUUUUAUUUCUCACACACAAAUACUAAAACUCACGGAAUAGAUGUACGGAGAAUUUGGGAACAUAUGUUUUAAUAUUUGAUUUGAUUUUGAUUUUUAAUUUUUAAUACAGUGGGAAUUUUUGAAUCUAAAUAAAAGAGGGCACUAAUUUCUUGUUGCUGAGUCAUUGGUUAUCAAAGCUAAAUUUUUUUAAAAAAAUUGUAAACGAAUUUUUCGCUGAGCGGUUCCGAUUUUCUGCAGAAUCAAUCGAAUCGCAAUUUUUUUAUUUCUCACAUAAGAAAAACUGUAAAGAUCGCUCACCGUCUAGUCGAACAGAGUUAAGGAUGAUUGAAGAUAUAAAAUCAAAAAAAAUACAGAUACAAAUAUACAAAAAAUAAUAGAUCUUUUUGUUGCUAUAUUUGCUUUAGCAAAUAUAGCAACCGGCUUUUUUUUUCUUUUGAGAUUUACCUAAAACAAAAUAUGUUCAAAUAAGAAACUUUUCAGGUUUUGACGACCCCGAGGAUAUAAUCAAAGCCGUAGAAGAUCUUGCGCGGUUGCAUUAA
Molecule: messenger RNA, 7571 nt
Organism: Caenorhabditis auriculariae
Lineage: Eukaryota; Metazoa; Nematoda; Chromadorea; Rhabditida; Rhabditidae
Source: the annotation of a GenBank genome assembly